AUGGCAGUUGUCCGAUCUAGAUCGACUGAUGACGAUCCCUCUCCAGCGGUUCUGCGAUUCUCUCCGCUACGUGACCCGGGGCUACUGCUGCCGCCCGCAGCUUCUGAACUCCCAUUGGAUCAUCAUCAAUCUCAUACUGAUGCCGCCACUGCCGCAAGUUCUCCCAGUGGCGUAAGUGGCGCUGUUCUCUCGCCCGCGCAUCGUUUCUUGGGGGAACACUGCCGCGGAGGCAACCUUCCGCAAUCGCCCCUCGGCGGAAAGUUUCGGCGGAGACAUAGGCCCCCUGGCGCGCACGAGAUUCUCUUCCGCGCGGAUUCUCCGCCUGCCGCGGGGAGUCCCCUGAGCCGCGCAGUUCACACGCAGAGCCCGCUGGCGCGCACGAGAAUCUCAUCCCCGCGCACGCAAAGCCCGCGCAUCUUCCCCGGGAGUCCCCGCGCCACUGUCCCCUUUAAGGCAGCUCACCACCAUCACGCGCGGAACGCGCGUCCCGCGCACGCCCUCUUCGUGCCCGACAACCCGCUCCUGGCGGAAAUCUUCUCCCCGCAUUCCGCCUCCGCGGGGCCCUGGGCGCGCGCGUUCGCGGAGUCGUCACGCGCAAGCGUCACUCCUAGGGAGACCGCGCGGCCGCUUCCGGCGGACUUCUCCGCUGCGCGCAUUCCGGGGGAGACUCCGCCGUCGCUGGCGUGCGACAUUCCGCCCACGUUCUGGGAACUCCCGCGGGCGCGGGACGAACCCCCGCCGAAAAGCAUUGGCGUUUUCGCGCGGCUGUCGGUGCUGAAGCAACAACCGCCGCCGCAUCCCCAGCCGCAGCAGCAGGGUUCUCUGCAAGGGACCCAAACUGAACAAUGCAGGAGUGAUGAUCUGUCAGAUGGUGCGACGUCACUAAAGCCGGGCGUUAUUCGUCGCUGGCGCAGCUUCGGGCGGCGGAGCGCGGGCAGCGGAAGCAGCAGACGUCACACCGAGUGCCACGUGGAUGUAGAGGCGAGCGGCGCGGGUGGGAGUAAGAGUGGCGCUAGUGGGAGGAAGAGCGAAUUUAGUGGAAAUUCAUCUAUAAAGGAGACAGUGCGGAGCCGGAUAGACAUAGGUCAACCCCUCCGCCUGGUUCGGAGUUUGUCUGCUCGUGUGGCAGAGCGAAUAGAGGGUAGGACAGUCCGGGAAACUGGCAAUGGCGGGUUGGAUCCAGACAAUGUGGUAACCUGUCGGGGAAUGCCCAUACCUAGGCACGAAGCUGAGGCUAAAAGAGAACGAGGUAAUCGGCGGGGGAAGCGAGUGUCGAAGUCAGGCCCGUUGACGCCGAGCCGCAGGACGGGUGGAGAGGUUCGGCAAGGGAAGCAGGGGCAGGGGUUCGAGGGUGGAGAGAAGGUUGGAUGCAGCGGGACCAGAGAAACGCUAGCGGGAGCAGUGGAUGGUAUAGGUUGUGGUUGCCGUUAUUGCAGCGAUGCCGUUCCUGCGUCAGCAGCUGGUGAUGCGUCUGCUGCUCUUCACCAAGAGUUUGGGGUCAAUGAAGAGGUGAUGGCGGUCAUAGGAGGUGAGGAGGAAGAGGCAUGUCAGUCAGGGUCGUCAUUCUUAUCGCUGGUGGCAGCAGCUGUGCAGGGAGCAGGGAGGUUGGAUGACGCGGAUGAGACCGUUGCGUCCUAUUGCAGGACAUAG
Molecule: messenger RNA, 1650 nt
Organism: Closterium sp. Naga37s-1
Lineage: Eukaryota; Viridiplantae; Streptophyta; Zygnematophyceae; Desmidiales; Closteriaceae
Source: the annotation of a GenBank genome assembly